AUGCCUCUCCAAUACGAUCCCGAAUUCAUCAAGGAGGCAGCUCCUACCCUCCAUAUCCUGGGCAAUGCCGGGAAAUUCCCAGUCCACGACGUUAAAGGUCGAAGAGCUUACUUCGCAAGUUUCACCAGAGAUCUCCCACCACUCCCCGAGAAUGUCGAAAAGAUCAUCCGUCAAGCCCCAGCUCCCGACGGAUACCAAGUCCCCAUCCAUCACAUCCGCGUGAAGGGGAAACAACCUGAAGAGACUACUAGUACAAACGGCGACCCAGCCAUCAUCCAUUUCCACGGCGGAGGAUACUUCCUCCUCAGCGCCGAAAUGUGUCUCCCACCACUCAUCCAAGCAGUCUCACAAACCGGAGUCCAAAUACUCAGCAUCGACUACCGACUCGCCCCCGAAAACCCAUACCCCGUCCCAUUCAACGACUGCUGGGCUGCACUGCAGUGGGUCUACGCAAAUGCAACGGAACUGAAUAUCGACACCGCUCGCAUCGCGGUUAUGGGGGAGAGUGCUGGUGGUGGAUUGGCUGCUGCUUUGACUCUCAAAGCGCGCGAUACGAAUCUGUCUCCUCCCCUUGCGAAACAGAUUCUGGUUUAUCCCAUGCUGGAUGAUAGAACCACUACCAAUCACGCGGGGGAAUUGGCGAUGUGGACGGAAGCGGAUAAUAUUACAGGGUGGACGGCUUAUGUUGGAGAGCAUCGGGGGACGGAGAAGGUUGAGCCUUAUGCUGCUCCGGCGAGAGUGGAGAGUGUGGAUGGUCUUCCGUCGCUUUAUUUAGAUAGUGCCCAGCUGGAUAUGUUUGUGCAUGAGGAUCUGGAAUAUGCGCGGAGAUUUGUGACUGCUAAUAUUCCGGUUGAUCUUCAUGUUUAUCCUGGACUGCCUCAUGGGUUUGAGGCGUUUUUGGCGGGGACGAGUGUGACGAAGAGGGCUUAUGAGAAUCGGUUUAAGGCUAUGGUUAGUUUUUAG
Penicillium cosmopolitanum is the source of this 963-nucleotide messenger RNA. RefSeq names its product alpha/beta hydrolase. Gene Ontology annotation, molecular function: hydrolase activity. Bases 1 to 963 code for a protein of 320 amino acids. The transcript has a single exon. Lineage: Eukaryota; Fungi; Ascomycota; Eurotiomycetes; Eurotiales; Aspergillaceae. The record is from RefSeq and is a predicted model, not a curated record.